AUGUUCCCCAGUGCGUCCCCGCGGAAGGCCUUCAGUAUCGAGGCGCUGGUGGGGAAGUCCUGCUCUGGUCCGGGUCCGGGUCCUGGUCUGGUCUCUGGACACGGUCUGGUCUCGGAGCCGCUGAGGCCCACGGCGCUGCGCUUUGACGCGUUCGGGGGUGCGCGCCUUUUCCCCCAGGGACACGAGCUGCUGCACGAGCCUGGGCACGCGCACGGACACUCGCACGCGCUGCAGCUUGCCCAGCACGCGCACGCGGGCCUGGGCUUCUACCCGGGCUCGUGGCUGCUCCGGGGCCGCUACCUCGCGCACCGGUUCUCAGGAGAGGAAAGCAGCCCUGAGAGCCUGCUGCUGCACGGGCCCUUCUCCCGGAAACCCAAGCGCAUCCGCACGGCCUUCUCCCCUUCACAGCUGCUGCGUCUGGAGAGGGCCUUCGACAAGAAUCACUAUGUGGUGGGAGCCGAGAGGAAGCAGCUGGCAUCAGGCCUCUGCCUCACCGAAACCCAGGUACCAUCACACCACGGGUCACCACCAGGGGUACACCAGGGCCUACUGAUGGGACAGCAGGGCACACCAGGGCCUACUGAUGGGACAGCAGGGCACACCAGGGCCUACUGA
Knipowitschia caucasica is the source of this 615-nucleotide messenger RNA. Lineage: Eukaryota; Metazoa; Chordata; Actinopteri; Gobiiformes; Gobiidae. The record is from the annotation of a GenBank genome assembly.